AGUGUUUGUAUGGCACAACUUGAAGAACCUCUUAAUGCUCAUCUCAACGAGCAGAUUGAUAAAAUUGAAGAACAGAUGGUAGCCAAGAAGGAUUGGACAAUGCAGGGAGAAAUCACUGCCAGAGAUAGGCCUAUUAAUUCCCUUUUAGAGGAGCAUCUUGACUUUGACGUUGCUGCUAGAUCAGCUCCCAAAGUAACUAAGGAAAUGAACAAUAAUAUUGAGGAGAUGAUCAAGCAAAGGGUUAAGGAUGAGCUUUUUGAUGACCCUGUUAGGAAACAAAGAGCUCAGCCUAAGGUCAGAGUAGCUGCAGAGGACCUCAUGGAUUACGAAAAGAGCAAGAAAGGCCUUGGAGAGAUAUAUGAAGAUGAUUAUAAGGUCGCACAUCUGGGGUACUCAGCGAACCCUGAAGAAGAUGCUACAAGAGAGGAGAUCGAUGAGCUCUUUGUUGACUUGUUCUAUCAAUUAGAUUCUUUGUCAAAUGCUCAUUUCACACCAAAGCCAGUUAAAGCUGAAUCUAAGAUAACGACUCAGAAUGUGUCUGCAAUCAUGAUUGAGGAUAAGACGCCAGUGAUCAUGAGUGAAGCCCAGACCAAGUCUGCUAAGGAGGUCUACGACAAAAAGCUCGAGGAGAUCCCUGAUGGUGAGGAGCUUUCCAAAGAGGACAAGAAGGCAGCCAGGUUGAGAAAGAAGAGAAAAAUCAGAGUCCAUCUUCACAAGAAAGAAAUCAAAAAGAAAGAACAAUUGAGAAAAAUGGACAUGGCCAUGAAAGAGAAAUACGAGGUCAGGUACUCCAAAAAGAGAGAUGCCAAAGAUGAGAAGGUUGAUAGCAAGAAUGAACACAAGAGUAAUAACUUCUUCGCCAAGAUGCAGAACAUCGGUCAGGAAGAUCGUGAAAAGAAGGAGGCAGGUAGCAAGUCUAAAACUACAGCAGUUGAUGAUGGCAGGAAGGGAAAAGACUUUAAAUUAUAAUAUCAUGACAUUUCUGCAA
Molecule: messenger RNA, 988 nt
Organism: Moneuplotes crassus
Lineage: Eukaryota; Ciliophora; Spirotrichea; Euplotida; Euplotidae
Source: the annotation of a GenBank genome assembly